Pleurotus ostreatus (oyster mushroom) is the source of this 1776-nucleotide messenger RNA. RefSeq lists its product as uncharacterized. Lineage: Eukaryota; Fungi; Basidiomycota; Agaricomycetes; Agaricales; Pleurotaceae. Bases 1 to 1776 code for a protein of 591 amino acids. The record is from RefSeq and is a predicted model, not a curated record. Gene Ontology annotation, biological process: regulation of transcription by RNA polymerase II. Gene Ontology annotation, molecular function: DNA-binding transcription factor activity, RNA polymerase II-specific; protein dimerization activity; RNA polymerase II cis-regulatory region sequence-specific DNA binding. The transcript is spliced from 3 exons.
AUGUCCCUCCUCACCCCGAACGAGUCCCAUGCCUUCCAGUCGUUCCUCUCCCAGGUGGAUUACGCAGAGUCAGAUCAGGUAGCACCCGAGUGGUCGAUGUACUCGUCCCCGGACAUGAUGCAGGAGGAUCUUGACCCGGCCCAGGUCCAAAAGCGCGAAGCUUUGGCCAAGGCCACGAAGGACUUGAUGGCUCUCGACGGAGGCCGGUGGCAGCAGCAGAACGGAGCGGGAAACCCGUACGGCAUGCAGCAGCAUCAACAUCAGCAGGCUGGAUACGACGCGUAUCAGCAAAGUCCUCUCGAGCAGCACCAUACCCCAAAUAUGGAUUAUGAAUAUGGCCACUACCAGCAGCAGCAGCAACACCAGCAGCAGCAUCACCAACAGCAGAUGCAUCAGUCACCUUACACGCACUCACGCCACGAGAUGUUCCCCUUCCUCAACAAGCAGCAACAGGCACAUUAUCCUCACCAUGACCAGGUAUUGCCGCCAAUUUCGGUGAACGUCAACGGAAACUACGCCUCUUCACCUUCAAGAGCGUCAGCUACGCCGCCAAUUUCUGCUUCAUCGACGCAUUCGUUUUCGAUUGCGACACCAACAUUGCCAUCCCCAAAUAAUACCCCAUUUCUCCCGAUGAACGUAUCUAACGGGUCAUUACAAAUACCGCAACCGCAUCGCGGCAUUCCCUCACCUGCUGGCUCGCACCCUAGUUCAUCCCGCGGCUCCCCCGCACUUCCCCCUAGUCUAAGCAACAUGUCGAAACGGUCUACUUAUGAUGAUCUUCCGUUACAUCCUACGAAACGACAGCGCAUGUCACCUGUAAGCGCUGCAGCUCACCCUUAUCCGAUGCAGCGCUCACGGUCACAUCCCAUCCCUGGCGCUGGUCAGUAUCCUAACCACUAUCUUCCCAAUGGUCAACUCGAUGGCGGUGUUCACAUGCACCAACCACGUAUAUCUUCCUCACGGCUUGCACCUCCCUCGCGCGCCGCCUCGGUGUCAUCCAAUUGCUCAUCACGGCCGGGUUCCUCGCACGCGUCAAUGGCUUCUCUGCAUCCCAAUCCCUCUCAUACAGCCUCGAGUAAACCUGCACUCCUCUCUCCAUCGCAGAAAAAAGCAAAUCACAUACAAAGUGAGCAGAAACGCCGCGCGAAUAUUCGUCGUGGUUAUGAGGCCCUUUGCCAAACUGUCCCCGCACUGAGAGAAGCGAUACGCGACGAGGAAAUGGGGAAAGGAGGGAAAGGCAGUGCAAAUGGCGAUGCCGAUAUGGACUUCGAGGACGACAAAAGCACGCGGAGAUCGACAAGAUCCAAACGGACCAGAGGCAAGACCACUAAGGACGAAGCGGCCAAUGACAAAGUUGACGGACGGGCUGGCCCGAGAAGCGAGAACGUCGUGUUGUCAAAGACUAUUGACUAUAUUACUGAGCUACUCGCUGAGCAAUCAACUCUUCUCGAUCGCAUGCGAACUGCCCGCUCUGCACUGCCUUUCGGCCACCCAGCGCUUACACCAUUAUGUCAGAACCUGUGCGUGUUCAAGGAGAAGAAGUCGAAGAACGGCGACUCGACACCGAACUUUGCGAACAAAGGCGACGAAAACGCGGCCAUGAUCUCAUUGAACGGUCUCAGCGGUUUAGAUGCUUCAAAAUUCAAAGAGGGGGCGAUCAUCAAGGACGGUGUCGUGAUGGUGCCUCUAUGGGACCGAGAAUGGCGCGGCGGCGAUGAUGACGAUGAUGACAAGGACGAAGACGGUGACGGUGACGACGAUGAAGAAUCUGCCUAA